AUGAUGCCAUCUAAGGCGAUGAUGGACGUCACUGCGAUCUACCUUUACGAGGAUUUCUCCGCGAAGAAGCAGCAAUGGUUUAAGUGGCCGAAGAGAGACGAGAAUCAUCCCUCUUACUCAGUGGUGGCGAAGGAAAUCGUCUGCCCAUGGAGAGCCCCGGAUCCUUCGGGCGAGUACGAUGAGUUGCUCGACCAAUCUAUCGACGAGAGCGUCAAGCUCGACGACAUGUCUCUAUGUCAGGAGCGGUCGCAAUAA
Molecule: messenger RNA, 255 nt
Organism: Penicillium malachiteum
Lineage: Eukaryota; Fungi; Ascomycota; Eurotiomycetes; Eurotiales; Aspergillaceae
Exons: 2
Coding region: 1-255 (84 amino acids)
Source: RefSeq, a predicted model, not a curated record